Molecule: messenger RNA, 627 nt
Organism: Truncatella angustata
Lineage: Eukaryota; Fungi; Ascomycota; Sordariomycetes; Amphisphaeriales; Sporocadaceae
Product: peptide methionine sulfoxide
Exons: 2
Coding region: 1-627 (208 amino acids)
Molecular function (GO): peptide-methionine (S)-S-oxide reductase activity
Source: RefSeq, a predicted model, not a curated record
AUGGCUUUCCAAAUGCCCAACUUCCUCGGCCGCCUCUUCCGGCCUCUCACGACCUCGACUCGUCUGGGCAUCUCUGGCGAAUCGAACGGCGUCGGUCUGACCUCAAUUCCCGAAGGCGCCGAGAAGGUGACCGUGGCAGCCGGGUGCUUCUGGGGUGUUGAGCACAUGUACCGCAAGCACUUCGGUGGAAAGGGCCUGUACGACGCGCGCGUCGGUUAUAUUGGCGGCGAUGUAGAGAACCCAUCCUACAGGCGCGUGUGUAGCGGAAGCACCGGCCACGCCGAGGCAACCCAAAUCAUUUACGAUCCCACGAAGAUCACCUACCAGCAACUCCUCGAGUUCUUCUACCGCAUGCACGACCCGACUACGAGCAACAGCCAAGGGCCCGACGUCGGAUCGCAAUACCGGUCGGGUAUCUUCACCCACAACGAGGAGCAGGCCAAGAUCGCCCGGGAGAUCACAUCAAAGGUCGACGAACAAUGGUGGAAAAGCAAAGUCGUGACAGAGAUCCUGCCUGCCGGCAAGUGGUGGGACGCCGAGGACUACCACCAGGAAUACCUGCACAAGAAUCCCAGCGGAUAUGAGUGCCCAAGCCAUUUCCUGAGGACCUUUCCCGACCUGAAGUGA